Messenger RNA from Cydia strobilella, 1740 nucleotides. Its product is annotated as TAR DNA-binding protein 43-like. The transcript has a single exon. NCBI's taxonomy places the organism in Eukaryota, Metazoa, Arthropoda, Insecta, Lepidoptera, Tortricidae. Bases 220 to 1458 code for a protein of 412 amino acids. Gene Ontology annotation, cellular component: nucleoplasm; chromatin. Gene Ontology annotation, biological process: regulation of gene expression. The record is from RefSeq and is a predicted model, not a curated record. Gene Ontology annotation, molecular function: RNA binding.
UUCCUUACUUGCAUCUCGAAAAUAGAUCAAAUUUAUUACGUCAAACUAUGUUUUCAACCUGCAAUGGGUUCUGAACCCGUAGGUGACGUUUAAUUAAAUAUAAAUGUGAUUAUUUAUAUAUUUAGGAAUUUAAAACUUGUACAUUUGUAUAGUGAUAAGUAUAAUAUCCAUAUUUAAAAGUUUAUUUUUACCAAUAAUUUUGUUGAUGAAUAAGAUAUAAUGUCCUUCGAGUACUUACCCGUGGCCGAAGACGAAAAUGAAGAGCCCAUAGAACUACCAGUCGAAGAAGAUGGAACGUUGAUGCUAACAACUGUGUCCGCGCAAUUCCCCGGUUGCUGCGGCCUCAAGUAUCGCCAUCCGGAAACGAGAAACAACCGAGGUAUAAGAUUAAGAGAUGGCAGGCUUUACCCCCCUCCUGAAGGAUGGGGUAAUCACUUGUAUAUUUGCAGCUUUCCUAAAGAAAACAAAAGGAAAUCGGGAGAAAGCUCCGAAACAUCAUCAGUCAAGAACAAGAGAAAUGAUAACUUAUGCUCUGAUUUAAUAGUAUUAGGGCUGCCAUGGAAAGCAACUGAGCAAACUGUCAGAGAGUAUUUUGAGAAAUUUGGAGAAGUCCUGAUGGCGCAAUUGAAAAGAGAUGCAAAGACGGGAAUGUCUAAGGGUUUCGCCUUCAUUAGAUUCGCUUCUUACACUUCGCAAAUGAGGGUGUUGGCCCAGAGGCACAUGAUAGAUGGCCGCUGGUGUGAUGUGCGAAUACCAAACUCCAAGGAGGGUUCAGUCAACUCUAUGCCCUGUAAAGUGUUUGUCGGCCGCUGCACUGAAGAAUUAACAGCUAAUGAUUUAAGAGAGUAUUUUUCUCAGUUUGGAGAAGUUACAGAUGUUUUUAUUCCAAAGCCAUUUAGAGCGUUUAGUUUCAUUACGUUUUUGGAUCCAGAAGUAGCCCAAAGUUUGUGUGGUCAAGAUCAUAUAAUAAAAGGUGUGUCAGUGAAUGUGUCUAAUGCGUCCCCUAAGCAAAACAAGAGUGGCUCCAACCAGCGGAACUUGCCAAGUAGAAACUAUGAUGAAGGCCAUAUGCACUCGGCAUCAAACAACAACUCUUGGAGCAGCAACCGUAGCAUGGAUAUGGUGAACAUGCAAGCACUUGGAAUGUCUGCUCAGCAUGGGCAGACUGGAGUAGCCGGUGGAGGCGGGCAGGGGCAAGGAGGAAGCAUGCCGCUUGGUAUGAGUGGACUCCCUGUAAACCAAGCAUUGGUGGCAGCAGCACUGAACCAGGCAGCAGGUUGGGGCCUCAUCAACAACAUACCCUCUGGAGGGUCUGAUCAAGGUGCUUUUGCCGGUCCGGGGUCCUCGGCACCGCCAGCUCCGCCCAACUUUCUCUCAUGGAUGCAACAAGGUAACUCAGCACAGGGACCUUCUAGUCAAUGGGGACAGCGGCACCAGUCCCAGGGCCACUCGGUUUGAUCCAAUGUAUGAUUUGACAAGCUCAUGAUAAUCUCUGUGAUUGUAGCAACAUUUAGAUAAUUGUCAUUGGUAUAUGGGUUUUAGUCUGCUGCUGAGAGAUGGUUUGUUUGUAUCUUCAUUGUUUGCUACUAAUGUUAUUUAUUUCUAAUGAAAUUGCUUGUGUUUUGUUGAGUUUCUUCGUGGUUUCUUCAAAUCCAUAAUAUAAUUAACCACCUCUUUGUCAUAGGUCCUACACAUGGUAAAUGACAUCAACAGUUAUAUCAAUUGCUAAUAACAUAUGGG